Liolophura sinensis is the source of this 1120-nucleotide messenger RNA. RefSeq lists its product as uncharacterized. The record is from RefSeq and is a predicted model, not a curated record. The transcript is spliced from 2 exons. NCBI's taxonomy places the organism in Eukaryota, Metazoa, Mollusca, Polyplacophora, Chitonida, Chitonidae. The coding region runs from base 122 to 889 and encodes 255 amino acids.
AGGUAAACCCCCAGUGCUGAAGCGGGAUCGGAGUAUAGAUCGGCCUGAUAGAACCAGUGGGUGCCCAAAUACCAGAUUAGCAGUACUCUUCAGAAAAGAGACAUUGAUAUUAAAAACAGCAAUGCAAAAGAGACGAUCUCAAUCCGAGGCGAACAAGAGUAAAUCCUUCCCUUCUCCUAGCACAGAUUCCCAGAAGACUGUAUUGUCAGGGGAGGAAAAGGGCAGAGGGAAACCAGCCCUAGAGACUAAUGAAAGCCCUUCAAAACAUAACCAUAUAGAGAACAAUGUUUCUAGGUCAAGAACUGCUCAAGAUAAUCUAGAGGCAGAAAAGAAACUGUUGGAAGACAAUGAUGGUAAGUUAAAGAAGGAGGAAAAAAUAAACAACAGUGAAAAGGCAUACGUGAAAAUCCAACAAUUCAGUGAUAAGGUGAAGGAACAUGACAAUAUAGUUAAACUAGAGCAAGUUAGAAAAUCUGAUCUGUUAAUUAAGACAGAUGAGAAAAAAUGGCAUAAUCAGGGACCGCUUGAAAAAGGCAUUGGCCAAGAUCACAUUUCUCCUGUUAAACUUCCGGUGAAUCGUAACGAGAGAGAAAAGGGGAGGAAACUGACACGGGACACAAACCGUGCCUCGCAGUCUCCCGUGCGGAACACUGUGGCAAAGAGGAGAUCGGGCUCUGUUGGGCGUGGCGAACUGAUGAGUGUGAAUGAGCUAGAGGAUAUGUCUGGCAGAAGCACACCUGUUCACCCUGACAGUGACCUGGGUAGGAUACCAAAACCACCCCCAGGACAGGCCCCCAAAAAUGCCACUGUGUCUGCCAGGCGUCGCCGCUAUAAAGUGGCCUCUGGUACUUCCAGCCCCCGUGACCCUUCAUCCCCUAGAGCUCAGUGAGGCCAGCUUGUCCUGCCUUUUAUUCAGUGCUGUGAUACUGUUUUGUUUCUGUUUUCCCUCUUGGUGGCACUCUCCUACUCUCCUUCUUGUACUGUGCACCUUCGCUGCCUACUCGGGGAAAGGUAAAUAAUGGCAUUCUUUUAGAAACAUUCUUUGGGAGUUGUAAGGUAUUGGGUGGUGCCUGUGUCUGUCGUUGACCUGCUUCUCAGAUGUUCAGUGUGGAAAGUAGAU